CCCUAGCGGAGACAACAUGGCGGUUAGGGCGAGCCGUAGUUUCGAGAUUUGAAUUACACGACUUGUAGCUAUUGCAUUCCUGAUGAUGGCGUCUCCGAUUUCGUGUGGCUCGCGUCAUAGCCCAGAUGAGCUCCCUGGAGACCCCUCUUCACAAGAAGAUGAGGAUUGCGAUUACGAAGAUCGGGUCAGCUACUCGGGUUCAUACUCCUCAGCGAGUAGCGAUUAUGAUGAUGUUGAACCUGAAUGGCUGGACAGUGUGCAGAAAAAUGGAGAAUUAUUUUAUUUGGAAUUGAGUGAGGAUGAAGAAGAAAGCCUCCUUCCUGAGACUCCUACAGUGAACCAUGUCAGGUUCAGUGAAAAUGAGAUUAUAAUUGAAGAGGAUGAUUACAAAGAAGGAAAAAAGUAUGAACCUAAACUCAAGCGGUUUACCAAAAUUUUAAAAACUAAAAGUCUUCUACCUAAGCGCUACAAUAAAAAAAAUAGUAAUGACAAUGGGCCGGUGUCCAUUCUAAAGCAUCAAUCCAAUCAGAAAACAGGAGUUGUUGUCCAACAGCGGUACAAGGAUGUGAAUAUUUAUGUAAACCCCAAAAAGUUAACUGUGACCAAGGCCAAAGAGCAGCUCAAGCUUCUGGAAGUCCUGGUUGGGAUUAUCCAUCAGACCAAGUGGAGCUGGAAAAAAAGUGGAAAACAGGGCAGUGGAGAGAGACUUGUGGUCCAUGGCCUGCUGCCAGGAGGCUCUGCCAUGAAGAGUGGUCAGAUAUUAAUUGGUGAUGUUCUUGUUGCUGUGAAUGAUGUUGAUGUGACCUCUGAGAACAUAGAGAGAGUUCUAUCUUGCAUUCCUGGACCUAUGCAGGUAAAACUGACUUUUGAAAAUGCGUAUGCUGUGAAAAAGGAAACAACUCAACCAAGACAGAAAAAGGCACAGUCAAACACAAAUGAUUUAGUCAAACUUCUGUGGGGAGAAGAGGUUAAAGGUAUCCAGCAAAAUAUCCUAAACACUCCUCACAUCGUUAUGUAUCUCACACUGCAGCUCGACUCGGAAACAUCAAAGGAAGAGCAGGAAAUUCUUUAUCAUUGUCCAGUAUCUGAUGCAUCUCAGAAACUUAAAAGUGUGAGAGGGAUAUUUCUCACACUCUGUGACAUGUUGGAAAAUGUAACUGGGACACAAGUUACUAGCUCAUCCCUUCUUUUAAAUGAGAAACAAAUCCAUGUGGCUUAUUGGAAAGAAUCUGACAAGUUGUUGUUAAUUGGCCUGCCUGCUGAAAAAGUUCCUCUUCCUCAGCUAAGGAAUAUGAUAGGAGAUGUUGCCCAAACCUUAAAAUUUAUGUAUGGUUCUUUAGAUAGUGCCUUUUGCCAGGUUGAGAAUGUUCCUCGUUUGGAUCAUUUUUUCAACUUGUUCUUUCAAAGAGCACUUCAGCCUGCUAAACUACAUUCCGGUGCCAGUCCGAGCGCACAACAAUAUGAUGCUUCCAGUGCAGUGCUUUUAGACGGUCUCCCUGGAGUUCGAUGGCUCAUGCUUCCGCAGGAAAUCAAGAUGGACCUAGACACAGCAUUGAGCGACUUGGAGGCUGCAGAUUUUGCAGAACUGUCUGAGGAUUACUAUGACAUGAGGCGGCUGUAUACAAUUUUAGGAUCUUCUCUAUUUUACAAGGGUUAUUUAGUAUGCAGCCAUUUGCCUAAGGAUGAUCUUACUGAUAUUGCUGUGUACUGUCGCCACUACGGCCUACUGCCUUUAGCAGCAGAACGAAGAAUUGGUCAGUUGGUUAUAUGGAGAGAAGUGUUUCCGCGACAUCACCUCCAACCUUCUACAGACUCAAACACUGAGGUCUUUCAGGAACCUGAAGGGAGAUAUUUUUUGCUAAUUGUUGGAUUGAAGCAUUAUAUGUUAUGUGUACUAUUAGAAGCUGGAGGCUGUGCAUCCAAAGCUGUUGGGAAUCCUGGACCAGACUGUAUCUAUGUGGAUCAGGUCAAAACAACUCUUCACCAACUGGAAGGAAUAGAUUGUCAGAUCAAUGAACGGCUAACAUCUUCUCCAAGCCCCUGUUUGUCUUGUGCUGACUGGUUCCUUACUGGAUCACAUGAAAAAUUAGAUAAUUUGACAACCUCACCUAUCCUCAGUAGGCUACCAGGUACUUCCAAGGUAGCAACCUCUCCAACAUGCAGAAGAAUUCUUUUUGGUGACUAUUCCUUAAAGACACGUAAGCCCAGUCCUUCCCAGAGCAGUGGAGGAUCUGACAAUGGCUGUGAAGGUGGAGAAGGUGUUGGCCUGAGCCCCCACACUAUACCCAAUGCCAUAUGGAAACAAAGAGAAUCUCAGGGCUCUGAUGGUCCAGAAAAAAGUGGGGCCUUGCUUAAGGUCACUAAAAAGAAGGCUACUCUUCCAAAUCCAUUUCAUUUGGGGAACUUGAAAAAGGACCUUUCAGAAAAAGAACUGGAAAUAUAUAACACAAUGAAAUUAACAUCUGGUCCUGAGAACACACUUUUCCACUAUGUUGCCUUAGAAACUGUGCAAGGGAUCUUUAUUACUCCUACCCAUGAAGAGGUGGCACAGCUAAGUGGCUCUAUCCACCCUCAACUAAUAAAGAAUUUCCAUCAGUGUUGUCUCUCCAUUCGUGCAAUUUUCCAACAGACAUUGGUAGAAGAGAAAAAGAAAGCACUAAAUCGUGGAGAUCAUUCAGGUUCUACAAAUUCCAUAUCUUCUCUUAACCCUGUGAAAGAAUAUGGUGUGUUGUUUGAAUGCUCGCCUGAAAAGUGGACAGAUCAGAGAAAAGCACCACCAGUUAUGGCUUACUGGGUAGUAGGGAGACUCUUUCUUCAUCCCAAACUUCAAGAACUUUAUGUCUGUUUUCAUGAUUCAGUCACAGAAAUUGCCAUAGAAAUGGCUUUUAAAUUGUUCUUUGGAUUAACCUUGUAGCUGUGUUUUCUUGAUGCACGGCAACUGUGCGUGGAACAUUGAACGGUGUUAGAAUUGCUGAAACCCAUACACAAGAAGAUAAGGGUUAACUUCUCUUAACUGUUCAGUUUUGAACAUAAUAAUGUUAAAUAUUGAGAUGAUAUGCUCUUGGAUUUGAUGCACUAAAUCUUAUGUAGUAUUGUGAGACUUUUGAAAAGAUACUUGAUCAAAAUAUAUUUAAAGAAGGGAUUGUUAACUUAUUUCCAUUUUGGUAUAUAAUGUUAAUUUAUUGACUAGUUUGAAAUAAAGUGAAGUGUUUUAUAUAAGAUUAAUGGAGGACAUAUUUAUCUUGAAACAAUACACAAUUCAUAAAUUGUGUAUUGUUCUCAAGACUAAUAAUAAUGUCUGGUAAAAGAAUCACAAAAUCGGGAGGGUGUGACCAGGUCCUAUAACUAAUUAGUGCUGGGACCCCGAGCAAGUUUUUGUACCUCUCUGAGUUCAGAAUUUUCAUUACAAAUGAGAUGACUGUAUUGAGACUUCUAAAGUCCCUCUUAAGUAAAAUGUGCAGCUUUUUUUCUUCUUGCCUACUGCUCACUACCUAAAUUUGUAAUGUCCAAGUACUGAUUCCCUAUUAGAUCAAAUUCUUUUCUUUAGUUUAACUGUUUUAAUAGAUACCUCACCGUGGGGUAGAAGAACUGAGGAAUGAAAAUUAAACUUAUUUUUCUAUUUAUUUGAUUCUCUUUACUAUUUCAGGUCAGCUCUGUUUUGACUAGGAUAUAGUUUUUAAACUAUUUGUACAUAAACUUUUAUUAUUUUUCUUUUUAUUGAAAUAUAUUCAGGUAUGCACACCAUCUUAUAUAUAUAGUUCAUGAAUUUCAGGACAGCUAUAUAUAAAUCUUUUUUAAAAACCUAAUCAUGUUAAAAACACUGAAAAAGUUGGGUUAAAGAAAUCCUGUGGUGACUUCUUCUGUUAAAUACUAAUUUUUGCCUUAUAAAUAUGGUUUGUUAUGUAUUGGGUUUUCACAAAGGAAGGUAUCUUAAUGAACAAUAGUUUACUUGACCUUUAGUAGAGAAUGAAAACUAAUGGGAUAAGAGUUUUCUUUGGCUGUGAGAAUUUGGUGGAUUGAGAAAAAAGGAAAAUAUAACAAAAUACUGAAUUUUUAAUUAACAUUUACCUAAUGGAUCCUCCUGAAUUCUCACAUGCCCCCAAGACUACAAUACUGGGUUUUUUUCUUCUUCAGGACUUAAGCUUUGGAAGGGAAAUUUUGCCAACACAUCUAAAGUCCGUCUCUAUUGCCCUCUCCUCAAACGCCUGGAACAUGAGCCCUCCAGGUUAGACCUAACUGUAAAACACAGUUGGUGCGCCAUUUGAAACAUUUGGUCUUAGAAGAAACACUGUUACCUCUUUAUAAAGCAGCUUAAGAGAUUUUCACCCAGGUAUUUAAAAUGCAAACCACUGUAUUUGUCCUGUUAGUGAUUUGUGGGUCUUAAAUUUAGCAUUUAAAUCAGAGCAAGAAACUUCCGUUCUUGAAAUGUACAAAAUGGCUUGACAUAUCCUCCCCUUAAGAUCACAAUAUUGGUCAGAAUGGCAGACUCUUAACCACUGCCUUGGCCCUGCUUGUAGACAUAUAUGAGUAAUAAGGCACUUUGUUUAAAAGUAUUUAUUCAAUGUCUUAAAUUUCUUAAUAUGUCCCCCAAAACACCAUGAGCUAUUUUCAGUACUGAGAUUUAUUAAAAAUUGUAGCUAUUAGUCACCUCAGAUUUUCAAACAGACUGAACUAAAACCUGGGAUUUUAUUAUAAGGGACUUUUUUGUUUCAUUUAAUGAAAUUUUGGUCUUUUGAACUACUUUCCUGGUAUCAAAGCAUCUUCAGACCACCAUUCAAUAACAAAAAUAAAAACAAAAUAGACUACUUACCUUAAUAAGAGGAAAAUCAUUUGCUGUAUUAUAGAUGUAUACUAUAAUGUCCAUGUUGUAGAGACAUUGCGUUUUUAAGAAAUAAAACCAGAUAUCGUGGUUGUCAUCUCUAAAUGGAUAUUGAAGCAUUGUAACUAAACCUAGCUGCCCAUUUUUCGAAAUAUGUUCAGAUACACAUCUGAAAGAUCAAGUUAAUUAUUGGCCAAUGAGUGCCUAUCUGCCACUUUAUUAAAGAAAAGGGGACAAUGUGACACUGCAGAUACCCCAGAGGUGUGCUUUGGCUGAUACAGAAACAUUCUUAAGUUGAAUUUUAUGUUCCCUUUCAGACUAUUAAUGCAAAGGAUUAUAGAAUAUCAUUUUUUGAAAUAUCGAGUACUGUUUUAUCACCAUCAUAUAUCUUUUAGCCCCCCAAAAUUACAUUUUAGAUUCUACACCUUCCUCCUUUCUCCCUCUCCUUUCUUUACUGUUCUUUUGUUUGUUUCUUUUUGUCAGGUUAGAAAACUGUACUUAGCAAGGGAGAGUUUCUUAUUUGUGCCAAGGAACUGUUGAUGAUGAUACAUACUGGCAAGAUAGUAAAUUUGCAGUACCUGCUUUUUUAUAUUUCUGACACAAAUGGGGAAAGUCAUGAAACCAAUUUACUAGGUUUGUCUGCUUUAAACAUUCUUGAAAAUAAUAUUGUGAAUAAUCAUUUGUUGUCUGUGUAAAUUCCCUCUAAAUAGUGCCUGGCACAUAUCACGUGUGCUAUAGAAGUGUUAGCUAUUCCUACUACCGCCAUUUAUUAUUAUUAAAUGUCCAGUGGUUAAAAAAACCAAGGUGUCAGCUAAAUCAUACCUGCUACUGUACAAAAUGUUGGAAAGAAGCUGAGAAAAAAUAUUCAGCACUAAACACUUUUGAGAACAAGGAUGUAUACUUUGGAUAUUUUAAAAUAUAUUAUUAAAUGUUACUAAAACUUUAUACACUAAACUGUGUGAAAAUAAUUUUGUAGAGUUGUAUUUCUAUAUUCUCUAUAAUUGAAGCUAUUUUUAUAUUGAUAGUCUUUAAUAAAGAUAGU
Molecule: messenger RNA, 5861 nt
Organism: Leptonychotes weddellii (Weddell seal)
Lineage: Eukaryota; Metazoa; Chordata; Mammalia; Carnivora; Phocidae
Source: RefSeq, a predicted model, not a curated record